AUCCAUCCAUCGAUCUGGAAAAAUGGCGGCAUGCUCGUCUGCGAGCUGGUGGAGCUGGUAGGGGAGCGUCUCGUUGAUCGUAAAAAUUUCGUCGAAUCUCUGCAUUUAGUGUCACCCAGAAAUAAGCGGACAUGGCUGAAAAACGGGAGCUACCGGAGGAUCUCCACGAUAAAGGUGCCAAGCGACCCCGCACGGAGCGUUGGCCGGACGAGUGCACGGUCUUUGUCGCGGGGGACCUGCACCGCACCAGUGAGGCCGAGAUCAGGGAGGCCUUCUCAAAGUAUGGCACGGUGCAGAACGUUACCAGCUGGCACAACAUCCCCAGGAAGGGUGCCGAGUACAGCUUUGUGAACUUCCUGGAGCCCGGAGCGGCGGCGGCCGUGGCGGGCCUAAAGCGGGUGCCCGUCGGGCAGGUGGUGGUGAAAGUGCGUCCCAAGCUGCCCCCCCGCAGGCCCCGGGGCCGGCAGCCCCCGCUCUGGGACCUGCCCCCCGUGGACGAGCACCCGCCCGGGGACGAGCUCCUGCCGCACCUGCUGGGGGACGCCCGGGGGUUGGACGCCCAGGUGGGGAGGCUGUGCGAGCUGGUCUCCCUGAGCGAGGAGAGCAAGCGUGCCCGGGCCGAGUACUGCUCCCGGCUGUGCGGCCUGCUGCGCCAGUUCUUCCCCGCCUGCAGCCUGGACCUGUUUGGGUCGUCCGUCAAUGGCUACGGCGCCCGGGGCUGCGACCUCGACCUCUUCCUCGACUUUGGCUUGGGCGACCCCGACGGGCCGCAGGCAAACGGCCCGUCGGACGACCAAGUGCCCCUCCCCUCCGUCGCGGAGCUGCUGGCGGCGGGUCCGGACGCCGCGGCCGAGGUGCUGAAGGAGCUGCCGCCGCGGCACCGGCUUCGCUUUGUUUGCAAGGCGCUGAAGAAACGCUUGGCUCCCAUCCAGGUGUGCUGCUUCAUCAGCGCCCGCGUCCCCAUCGUGAAGCUGCACGACCCCCGAUUCGGGCUGAGCUGCGACAUCAACUGCACCAGCAGGUUGAGUCUGGUCAACACGCGGCUGCUCCAGCUGUACAACGCCGCCGACCCCCGGGUGCGUCCCCUGGUAGUGUUUGUGCGCACCUGGAUGCGGUCCCACUUCCUGCUGACCGGCCGUGGAAAUACCCUGACGUCGUACGCAGCCUCGAUGCUCGUCGUCUGCUGGCUUCAGCGGUGUGCACGGCCCCCGGUGUUGCCGACUCCGGAGCAGAUGAUGGCACGGCACGCCGAGUCCGGCGGCGAGACGUGCGAGGUCGAGGGCCGCGAGUGCGGCUACAUCGUCAAGGGGGAACCGUGCGCAGUGCCCACGGAGAAUCGGCAGACUCUGGCCGAGCUGGUGCGGGGCUUCUUCGACUUCUGCGCCUCCCUCAACUUCGACACUCACGUGGUCUGCCUCCGGACCGCAGAACUGGUGGAGAGGGGAGUCUUCUACAAGGAGCUUCACAAGACCCCAGAAUGGAAGCACUUUCGGGAUGGCCCGAUGGUUGUCCAGGACCCACUGAACCUGGCUCACAACGUGGCGGCGUCGGCGAGUCUGGAGCUGACACAGAAGCUGGCGGUGUCGUGUGCCCUGGCGGCGGAGGACAUGGCUGGGGGACCCGUGGGUGUGGCGGACCUCCUACAGGCGCCGUUGGCCAAGCGGCUCGUCGAGCGGAGCGUCGGGAGCGACAUGCACCGAGCCCGCAUCCGCAUGUCCGGUCCGGAACUGGUCCACUACCCGUCGGCGCUGGUCUGGGCGCGGGAGGUUUGCAGCAUUCUCCUGCAGCUUCUCAUUGCAUACCGCAUAAACUACAGAGUGGCCUACCGAGAAAAAGAAGCAACCAGCACUCCCAUUGCGGACCCGUCGCCCAUUGCGAAUUCAUCGACCAACGUGAACCCGUCGUCCAACGGAAGCCUGCAGUCCAAAAGGAACCCGUCGCCCAUUGCGGAUUCGUCACGCAAUGUGAACAUGUCCACCAACCUGGACCCGUCACCCAACGUGGGCCCGUCGGGCGACGCGAACCCGUCCACCAACACCGAGUCGUCUCCCAAUGGUGACGAAGUCGCUCCAUCGGACAGCUCCACCGUAAGACCGGCUCCAGCAUCCGGCAUCGCCAACGACUUUGUGUCCAACAGUGCAGCCGCGCCAAGAUCCAGAGGACGUACCCUGCUCGUCGUAGAGUGCCACCCGAUCAAAAGGACGUGGACGUUGCGUCGCCGAGUGUCUGUCGAGGCUCGUGCCAAAGCGUUUGAUCCGGAUCCGCUGACGGUGGAGAAGACAAUGUCGGACUUGAGCUGGGACCUUGCGGAUCAGGUGGAUAAGGCUUUGGACUUUGAAUUGAGGGUGACGGAGUUGGACGGACAAAAUGGACUGCUCGCGCUUGACGUGACUCCGGAGAAGCGCGGUUACUCCCACGCGUUCAGGACAAUGGCCCAGGCCUUCUUUGACCGGAAGGCACUGUCGCAACUCGUUCGCUUCUACACACUGCCAGAUCAGAGCUAGGGUUACCCUUUCUUUCGAGCUGCUCCGCAGGGUGCGAUGAGAUGCCCGGCGAAAGCACGACUGUUCUUUGGAAGCGGGGAACUCGUCCGCAGUCGGUCGGUUAUUAAGAGCAUUGUUCAAAGGAACGUAGUCGUACCUUGGGGGGACUGCGUACGCAACUUCCAUUAAAGGGGCACGUAACUCGCAAAAA
Ixodes scapularis (black-legged tick) is the source of this 2694-nucleotide messenger RNA. Its product is annotated as speckle targeted PIP5K1A-regulated poly(A) polymerase. Gene Ontology annotation, molecular function: RNA uridylyltransferase activity; RNA binding. The transcript has 9 exons. The coding region runs from base 132 to 2504 and encodes 790 amino acids. The record is from RefSeq and is a predicted model, not a curated record. Lineage: Eukaryota; Metazoa; Arthropoda; Arachnida; Ixodida; Ixodidae.